Cladocopium goreaui is the source of this 1539-nucleotide messenger RNA. Lineage: Eukaryota; Dinophyceae; Suessiales; Symbiodiniaceae. The record is from the annotation of a GenBank genome assembly.
GAUGGUGAAAAGGAAGAAAGCCAAAGCAGAAACUACGUCAAGGCAGCGCCUGGACUCCAGCACCACGCCGUUGUCGCUUGGCGGCUUCGACUUGGGCGCCCUGCUGGCGCCGGUGACGCCGGAGGAGUUCCAUGGCCGGAUCUUCGAGAUCGAUGCCCUGCACGUGGCACGGCCCAGGUGUCCUGGCUACUACGCGCCACUGGAAGACUUGUCUUCUCCCCAGAGACUCUUCAAGUUGAUGGAGGAUGGCAUCGUGCCACUCUACCGCAUCAAUAUGUUCCGCUGCAUCGAUGGCCGCACCAAGGAGACCCCACCUCCGCCCAGCAGCAUUGAGGAGGUGAAACGACUCUUCAAUGAAGGCUGGAGUAUCCAGUGGCUGCAACCACAGCAUGAGCAUGAUGCGCUCAGCACCCUGGUAGCCACUCUGGAGUCGCAGUUUGGAUGCUUGGUGGGGGUCAAUGCAUAUCUCACCCCAGGGGGUGCACAAGGCUUGGCACCUCAUUGGGAUGAUGUGGAUGUGUUUGUCCUCCAGCUGGGCGGUUCCAAAGCCUGGACCUUGCACCGGCACAUGACCAGCUCCCCCUUGGCGCCGGAGCAGCAGACCCUGCCGCGCUACAGCAGUGGCGAUUUGGACCCAGAGUCAUUGUCCGAAGCGUUCAUGCGGCCAAAGUUGUUGGCUGGUGACCUGCUGUACUUCCCGCGCGGCAUCAUACACCACGCGCCGAACAAGGACAGUUCUUCGCCCUCGGUUCAUUUGACCAUCUCGACCUUUCAGCGGCAGACGCUCUAUGACUUGGUCCAGAAGACCUUCGAGGAGGCCAUGUCCGAGUUGUGGGAAGAGGACGAGACGCUGCGUCGGGCGCUCCCCUGGAAAGCCUUGACCCUUCAGGCUCCACAAAAGGAGAUGAGCGCGGCUGUGGCAAAACAACUCAGACGUUUGGCGGAUGCGGUCGAGGCCGAGUCCGCCACUGAGGGCCCCGGAGCUGUGGCCGCUGCUUUGGGGGAGCUCGGGAUGGAGUUUGUGCGACAUCGCAUGCCCCCGCAGGUGCGAGAGGAUGAGGUCCGCCUGGUUGGGCUGCGCGACGUGGUUUUUGUGGAUGCCUCGGCCGUUGCCUUGCAGCCGAUCUUGGAGGAUGUCGAUGAAGAUGCGGCCAGGAUGCUGCAUUGUGCGAGUAAUGCGCGAAAGAACCACAUGAUGAACCAUCCGCCAGAAACGACAGCUCAAGGUCAUGAGGAGGCGGAGGAAGAGGCAAUGGAAGCAGACGAGGUGCUGCCCGACCCUGGGCAGAUCCUCAGUGGGACCGUGGCAAAUGCCUUGAGGUAUUUGUGCAACUCUGAGCCAAAGACAUUGCAGGAGUUGCUGAAGGAGGCAGAGAUACCAGAGGGCAGCUGGCAGGAGGUCUGCCAAGUGCUCACGCAACUGGCUGCCAUGGGCUUGGCGAAGGUCAAGGAGACGCCGGAAGCGAAAGCAUCGCAGCCGUGCAAGGCGAAGAAACGAAGGAUCAAACAGUGACUGGCGCCGGCAACGCACAAAAAAAA